This is a messenger RNA of Penicillium maclennaniae, 435 nucleotides long. RefSeq lists its product as uncharacterized. Lineage: Eukaryota; Fungi; Ascomycota; Eurotiomycetes; Eurotiales; Aspergillaceae. The transcript is spliced from 2 exons. The record is from RefSeq and is a predicted model, not a curated record. Bases 1 to 435 code for a protein of 144 amino acids.
AUGGCAUGGUAUUGCUUCCGAGAACAAUCGCACGAGGCCCUAACAUACGCCACCUUUGAGAUUGCUUCUCUCUUCAUCUCCGAGUUUCCAGAGUCCAUUCCUUCAAUCGCUGGCAAUAUAUUGACAAGUGUUUCACCGGACCAGGUUGAGAGCUGGUGCCAGAGCUGGUGCCACAGUAAACUUGCGGUUGGGAAGACAGACUCUUGUGGCACACUCAGAUGGCGGUUUUGUGCCAUCGUCUGCAAGGAAACCCCCAAAGCGGAAGAUAAUUGCCGUGCGGCGCUCGCUCUCGAAAAGAAGAAUUGGCGUGCAUCUUUACUUUUGGCCAAGAUUGUGGAGUCUGACUUGGAGGCAAUUGAAAUAUUGAAGAAGCUUGGUUCGCCAUUACAUAGCCGAUACAACCUGGAUGAAGAAAAACGAAAAAUACUUGGGUGA